Messenger RNA from Candoia aspera, 4184 nucleotides. RefSeq names its product partner and localizer of BRCA2 (gene PALB2). The transcript is spliced from 13 exons. The record is from RefSeq and is a predicted model, not a curated record. Gene Ontology annotation, cellular component: nucleoplasm. Gene Ontology annotation, molecular function: protein binding; DNA binding. Gene Ontology annotation, biological process: double-strand break repair via homologous recombination. NCBI's taxonomy places the organism in Eukaryota, Metazoa, Chordata, Lepidosauria, Squamata, Candoiidae. Bases 36 to 3770 code for a protein of 1244 amino acids.
GGUGCUGUGCGCGUGAGCUGCGUCGGUGCGCGAGGAUGAUGGUUGGGGGCUCCGCGGUUCUCACCCCGCAGGAGAAGGAGCAGCUGAAAGAAAAGCUGGCCUUAUUGAAAAGAGAAUACAAUAGAACAUUUCACAGAUUGCAGCGUGCUGAAAGUGCUGUGAAGGUUAAAAAUUACAUCGAGAAAACUCUUGCAGAGCAAAACCUGCUGCUUGCACAGGAGGAAGCUGCGAAGAACCAUGCAGGAAGCCUCAGUCAAUUACCUCCAGGGCCCCCGGAGGAGAGUCUGGCUGAAAUCUUCGAGAGCAGCAUUGCAGAGGCCGGGUGUGUCCCCUUUAAGCCCAAGGCCUUUGAAGGCAGCUUGCCAGAAAUGACAGGUUCCAGAAGUACCCAUCAGGCUGGCAGAAGGGUGCUUUUUAAUUCUGUGGGCCCUCCUCCUGAGAUAAAUUGCAGCCUGCACUCCGCCAGUAGGACCACUGGGCAAUGGAGAGGAACGCUCUCUUUGGCGAAGGGAAGAGAAUCGGUGUGGGAGGCACAUCAGAGAGGUACUGACUGCCAGCUGGAGCAUGAGACAGCCGUGGCCCAGGGCACGGGGUCGCCAGUCUUCAAGAAAAGAAGCAAGGUCUUGGAAACUGGCCAGGGGAGCCCCCCAGAGUCCUCACUGCCAACUGGCAGAGGAGGAAGCAGCCAUGUUACUCCUGAAGUGCUGCACCCAGACCGUGAACAGGGAAUGUUGGUGCAAAGUGAUGUUCCUGGGGUAACGCAGCCUCUUCCUUGUGUCCUGUCAUAUGGGAGUCGAGUGUACUUAGUUGACCAUGUGAGCGAAGGGAACGUUUAUCGUUUGGAUGACUCGGCUGCUAUGAACAUCGCUUUAUGUGCAAAUGUGCAGAAUGAGGAGAGAGAAUCUGUCCAGGUGGAAAAGGAGCCCAGAGGGGUGGCCAAGGAAGAUCCAGGAGGAUUAGUGGACCUAGCCGUGGCCAGUGACGCUGUCCAAGGAGUCAGAACUCUUCCUAAUUCCCAUAGAAGUGACCUUGAUAAUGGAGACCCCCCCACCAAGAAGACAAGUAGACAGGAUGAAGGGCACAGUCCUGAAGUGGGGUCAGCUCCCCUGGAAGGGGUCACUCCCAGUGAGAAGAUGCUGAGCUCCUGCACAGUAGUUGAGGGACUCAUGUUUCCAGUUGAAUAUUAUGUGAGGACGACGCGGCGGCUCUCCAGUCGCCAGGAGGAGGUGAACUUGGAGGCAGUCAUUCAGAGCCACCUGGGGAAGGGCAGAAAGGGCCGGAGGGUGACCCGCAAAGAGCAGGCGGUGAAUCUGGCCCAGUCCUCCCAGGAUGUCCCCAAAUGCGAUGAUCGGCUGAUCUUGCCUCCCAGCCUGCAGGGGGACACUUCUGCUCAGCCCCCCGGUCUCUCUCCAAAGAGUCCCCCUCGGCCCGGCAAAGGCCAGGUACGGUGCAGGAACGGGCAACGGCUGAGGUGGAGGACCAAGCAGAGGACUUCCUUCAGCUCAUGCAGGGCUCAGUUGGAGAACUUGGAAGGGGCGGCCCCCCAAGCAUUGGUUGAUACUGUGGAAGAAUUCCAUAAGGGGAAAGGAAACUGCUCGCGUGGAAGCAAGGCAGCAGCUGGCAGCCAUGUGGGCAGCAAGUGGAGUAGCCGGAAAGGGCUAGAGGGGCCCGUCCUUUUGGCUGGCAUAAGUCAGGGGGCUGAGUUCCAAACAGCCCAGUGCUCCGUCCCCAGUGGCCGGAGCAGCCAGGGAGGUGGUGAGGAACUGCCUCUCUCUGCAAGGAAGCCUUCUGGACAGACUGGGGGUCCCCAUUGCACCGGUCCCGGGCUGGUCUGGCAGGGCAAGUCCUCUUUGCCCCUGUUGGAGACCCUGGUGGCCUCCCUGGGAUGCACAGUGAGGCAAGCCUCCCCAGACAGAAGACGCAGCCCGCGUGUGGGCUGCCGGAGUCCUGCCUCUCCUGGCCUCGUGAGGGUGGGUUCUGCGGCAGCGGCGGUGGCUUUGCCUUUCCUCGCCCAGGACCAAGAGGGGCCCUGUCUUGGUUGGCUGCCUCCCAGCCUGGCCUGCCAAGAGUUCCACUUGCCUGAUGAGGAAUUUGGCCACUUGAAGUCCAAGAAGCUCAAAGUCUGUCCUGAGGAGCCGCUGGGGAUUGGUGAUGCUGGCAGGUUUGGUGAGGGGCCUCCGAGCACUGCUGGGGAGGCCCCUCUUGAGGAAGGAGUGGCGUCAGAGCAGAACCUCACUCCUGGAAUGGGAGAGGUGCCACCGGCUCUUCCUUCCCGUGAGCUGCUCCUCUCCCCAGCCUCAGAAGGUGGACGGAGCCUGCUGCCAUCCCUGCGGGCCACCCUGGAUUUUCCUCUUGUGGGGGCAACCCCAGCACCCCUGGCUCUGCAGCACAGGGAGUCCUCCCCAGACACGCAUCGGGUCUCUCCUCCGCGAGCGGCUGCGGCAGCUUCUUCCUUCCCAGAAAGCGGCACGGGGCUGCCUGGCUCCCCGGACUGGGUCGGGAUCAGCAGGAAGGCCGGGGAGGAAGCCGCCAGCCGUGAGGAGGAGCAGCUGCCAACUGAGGAGCCAGUUGAGCGUGACAAGGAGCCCCCCCUGCAGAACAACACGGCAGAUGAUGUCCUGCAAGUGGCACUGGGGGGCAUUCGGAGAGAAAGCAACUUGAAAAUGACUUCAAAACUAAAGGAUAGCUCUGGCUCCUGCUUGGUGGACGUGCGCGCUGUCUGGUGGGAAGCUGCUGACUUAGCAGAAAUGUGUGUUGUGACAGCUGAGGAGACAUCUGUUUCUCUCUGGAGGCCUCUGGAUCUUGGCCAGUGGGGGAUGGUGCACACCUGGCACUUUACAAAGUUUCCAGUUAUCCAAAUCGUUCCCCUGCCAGGUGCUCACAGCGUGGUGUGUGUGGUGCUGGGACACCUGGAGGCAUCAGAGAUAAGGCAAGUUGUAAAACCUGCAGGGCUUCAGGUUAUGUCUUUCUCAGCAACAAAUGGAACCGUAGACCUAAGAUCAGAGGGAGACUUCUGUUCUUCUAGGCUUUUGUUCCAUUCUUCUGAAGAUGGCUGUGUUAAAGAACAGGUGGUCAAAGAUGGAAACAUAAACGCUGUUCUUGGUCUGAGAGACAGGAAGCUGGUCAGUAGCUGUUGGUCACUCCAAGGUCAAGAAGUGGAAGUCUUUUCUUUCUCUGAGGUGGGAAGGAGCAACAAGAGAUGGGCUUUGAUGCCUCCAGAAGAGACCAUUUUGGCUUUUGCCGAUGUAGCUGGAGUACAGGAGGCUUUGCUUGGAAUGACAGCCAUGAACUGCAUCGUACUCUGGAAUCUGGGAACUGGACAAUUGCUGAAGAAGAUGCCUGUGGGUUGGUCUUUCCCUGCGUCCGUCUGCCACAAGGCCUACUCAGAUUCGGGCCUCCUCUUCAUGGUUUUAAGCCAUCCCCAUGCCAAAGUGAGCCAGCUGCGUGAGAACCCCGCCUUCCAGAUAGUUGCGCUCAAUCCCAAGACCGCCAGCAGCUCCAGGGUGAUGGUCUUAUCCCUGCCCCCAGGGAUCCAAGGAAGGUGCUUGGAGUGUGACGUGAGGGACGCUUCAGCAGCAGCUGUCCUGACGUCUGGAACCAUUGCUGUGUGGGAUUUAUUUCUGGGGCAGUGCACGGCGUUGCUGCCCCCCCACUCUGAAGGCAGCUGGACUCUGGCCAGAUGGUCAGUCACAGAUACUUGCCUGUUGGCUGGGCAAGACGAUGGCACGGUUUACCUUUACAGGCACAUAGGAAGCCUGCCCUCUGGGUGAGAGACGUGCUCUGUUAGGCACAGAUCUGGCUUCCUGCCUUUCGAGAAUUCUCUGGAGCUGAAUCUGUCUGAUGGCAGGUCCCGUGACACAUCAAGUUCACAAGGAAGACUCCACAACAGUUUGGUCCAAGAGAAACUCAGAAAUUGGGCAUGGUCACAAGCCACUUGGAAUAUUUCUUCUGCAAACGAACCAGAAUUAACAGGAGCUACUGGUUGGCUAAAUUUCACCUUUUUUUUUUUUUGAAGAAAUUGCCUUGUACCUGUUUAAAAUGAAACCGAAAAAGCAAGCAACGCAUUUUCUUGACUGUUCUUGAAUAUGUCAUUAUUUUUUGUAAAAGGUUUCUAGGUUUUUGUUUGAGGAGUGAGCAGGGAUAAAUAAAUAUGACAAAAAGUCAUCUUUCCAAUCAAUCAAGUA